Eucalyptus grandis is the source of this 3341-nucleotide messenger RNA. RefSeq names its product insulin-degrading enzyme-like 1, peroxisomal. Gene Ontology annotation, molecular function: metalloendopeptidase activity; metal ion binding. Gene Ontology annotation, biological process: peptide catabolic process. The transcript is spliced from 26 exons. Gene Ontology annotation, cellular component: mitochondrion; cytosol. The record is from RefSeq and is a predicted model, not a curated record. Lineage: Eukaryota; Viridiplantae; Streptophyta; Magnoliopsida; Myrtales; Myrtaceae. The coding region runs from base 130 to 3048 and encodes 972 amino acids.
AUGGGCUGAGCUCAAGCUGGAACAGGUCAAAUUCAUAUGUUAAAAGACGAUAGGCUGAGCUCAAACUGAAGAAAUGCAAAAACUCUUCCUUUCAAGCUUUUCUUGAACGCAGAGAGCAGGAGAUAACGAAUGGCAAUGACCAUGGUGGAUGGUGAUUGCAUAAUCAAGGCCAGAAAUGACAAGAGAGAGUACAGGAGGGUCGUUCUUGAGAACUCUCUGGAGGCUCUUCUCAUCAGCGAUCCUGACACUGAUAAGUGUGCUGCUUCUAUGGAUGUGGGCGUUGGCCACUUCAGCGAUCCUCAGGGCAUUGAGGGUCUCGCACAUUUUCUCGAGCAUAUGCUGUUUUAUGCUAGCGAGAAGUAUCCGGAGGAAGAGAGUUUUGCCAAAUACACAUCUCAGCACGGAGGAGAAACGAAUGCUUUCACUGAUUCUGACAGUACCAACUAUCACUUUGUUGCAAAUGCUGAUUGUUUUGAGGAGGCUUUGGACAGAUUUUCGCAGUUCUUUGUCAAGCCAUUGAUGUCACCCGAUGCUGUUCAGAGGGAGAUACAAGCAGUUGAUUCUGAGUUUCAAAUGAACUUUCUUUCUGAUUCUUGGAGAAUAUCCCAGCUUCAGAGGCAUCUGAGCAUGGAAGGACAUCCAUAUCGUAAAUUUGGUACUGGAAACGGACAAACUUUAGAAGUUCAACCAAAGGCAAAGGGGAUUGACAUAAGACAAGAGCUUAUUAAGUUCUAUGAAGAAAAUUACUCUGCCAAUCUCAUGCGUUUGGUUGUAUAUGGCAAAGGAUCUCUUGAUAAAAUUCAAGAUCUAGUGGUUGAAAAGUUUCAGGCUAUUUGCAACAACAAUCAGAGCUGUUUUCAUAUUUCUGGUCACCCUUGCUUAGGGGAACAUUUACAGGUUCUUGUUAAAGCCGUUCCAGUAUGUGAUGUUCACAUGCUACAAAUUCAGUGGCCAAUGCCUGCCACCAUCCACCACUACAAAGAAGCUCCAUGCAGCUACCUCACCCAUCUUAUAGAGCAUGAGGGAGAAGGUUCUCUAUUUCAUGCCUUGAAAAGAUUAGGAUGGGCCACUGGUUUGUAUGCUUGUGAAAGCUAUGUGGAUUCGAAUUCCUCUUUCUUUGAUGUGGUUAUUGGGAUGACGGAUGCUGGUCACGAGCACAUGCAAGAUAUCGUGGGAUUGCUAUUUAAAUACAUUGACAUCUUACACCAGUCCAGUAUUUGCAAGUGGAUAUAUGACGAGAUUGCAGCUAUUCACGAGAUGAUGUUCCACAAUCAGGAUAAGAACUCUCCAAUGAGUUAUGCGGUCUCUAUAGCAUCAAACAUGAAGCUGUACCCCCCAAAAGACUGGCUAGUGAUGUCAUCCUUGCCUUCUAAAUUUAAUCCAAGCAUCAUCCACGCAGUACUAGAGAAGCUUUCUUCAAGAAACUUCCGAAUUUUUUGGGUGUCGAAGAAAUUUGAAGGGGAAACUAGCAUGAUUGAGCCAUGGUAUGCAACUGCAUAUUGUGUAGAUAAACUAACUGACUCGACAAUCCAGGAAUGGGUGCAGCAUGCUCCAAGUGAAAAUCUUUGUUUGCCUGUGGUUAAUCAGUUUAUUGCCACUGAUUUGUCCCUCAAGGAGACUAAAAAGGUCAUGUUUCCAGUUUUAUUGAGGAAAACGAGCUUUUCGACAUUAUGGUACAAGCCUGAUACGGUGUUCUCUGCUCCGAAGGCUACCGUAAAACUAAAAUUCAACUGCCCUUAUGCGUGCAACUCUCCUGAUGCUGCACUUCUUGCAAGAAUUUUUAAGCAUUUACUAUGCGAUUACUUGAAUGAAUAUGCUUAUUAUGCUGCACUCGCUGGACUGUAUUACGAAAUAGACUCGACAGAUGAUGGAUUUGAGUUGGAUGUGAGUGGCUAUAAUCAUAAGUUGCAGAUACUGCUGGAUACUGUACUGAAAGCAAUGGCAGAUUUUACAGUGAAGCCCGAGAGAUUUUCUGUGAUCAAGGAGAUGUUGACAAAAAGUUAUCAGAAUUUCAAGUUUGAUGAGCCAAGCAAUCAUGCCUCUUAUUAUUGCUCUUUAAUACUGAAUGACCAUUCAUGGCCUUUGGAGGAAAAUCUAGAAAGACUUGAGACUCUUAAGCCUAAAGACCUUUCUCAGUUUACUCCGACAAUGCUCUCAAGAGCAUUCUUAGAGUGUUACACAGCAGGGAAUAUAGAGCGUGAAGAAGCAGAAUCAAUCGUUCAGCAUAUCGAAGAUGUUCUUUUUAAAGGUUCUCAUCCUAUAUGCAAGCCAGUACAGCCCUCCCAGCUCAUGAAAAGCAGACUCAUCACACUUGACGAGGGUGUAAAUUACGUCUACUCAACUGGAGGCCUGAACCCUCAUGAUGAGAAUUCUGCAUUGCUUCACUACAUUCAGAUUCAUCAAGAUGACAUUGCUUUAAACGUGAAACUUCAGCUUUUCACUUUUAUAGCAAGCCAUGAAGCCUUCCACCAACUAAGAACGGUUGAGCAACUUGGUUAUAGCUGUUCGCUCACAAAUAGAUACGACCUCGGUGUGCAUGGCCUGCAGUUCACUGUUCAAUCUGCUGUGAAGUGUCCAAGGUACAUCGACGCAAGAGUCCAGAGCUUUCUUGAGUCUUUCGAAGGUACACUCCUUAAGAUGAGUGAGGAUGAUUUCAAGAGCCACUUAAACGGACUAAUCGAAUCAAAGAUGGAGAAGGACAAGAAUUUGUGGGAAGAAUCUGGGCGUCACUGGGAAGAGAUAACUGAAAGAACUUUCCUAUUUGAUAGAAUCGAAAUUGAGGUCGCGGCAUUAAGGGAGCUGACAAAACAAGAUUUGAUAGCUUUCUUCGAUGAGCACAUAAGAAUUGGGUCACCUAAGAGGAAGGUGCUCAGUGUACGAGUUUACGGGAGCAAGCAUUCUGCAGAUUUGGAAGUGGAUAAAAAUGAAGCGGUUGGGCCAAACACAAUACGAAUAGAUGACAUUUUCAGCUUCAGGGCAUCACAACCUCUUUAUGGCUCGUGUAGAAGAGGGUACGAACGGAUGGAAGUUCACAGCAGUUCUAAAUAAGCUAGAACUGAAGAUCUUGAGAAGUAUACAGAAAACAUCACUCCUGAAACAUUUCUCCAAAGUUCAUACCAUCUUGGUGCACAUGCCCGAGGCACUUUUACCUUGUAGCAUUAAGUGUUUAGUGUGAUAGCAGGAUCCAAAAUCAGGUGGUUUCUUGAGCUCAAUCUUCCUGAGAGUGAGUAAAACUGCUGGUGUUGGAGUGAAGGGGUUUUGCACAUCGGAAUCUAUUCUAUUGGGAGUUUCAUAGCAAAAGAAGCUCAUGAACUUUGAGAAAUCCUUCAAAUUAGAGAAUG